Messenger RNA from Haemorhous mexicanus (house finch), 2402 nucleotides. It is a transcript of the gene WBP2NL, whose product is annotated as WBP2 N-terminal like. Gene Ontology annotation, cellular component: nucleus. The coding region runs from base 47 to 928 and encodes 293 amino acids. Lineage: Eukaryota; Metazoa; Chordata; Aves; Passeriformes; Fringillidae. The transcript is spliced from 8 exons. Gene Ontology annotation, molecular function: transcription coactivator activity; chromatin DNA binding. The record is from RefSeq and is a predicted model, not a curated record. Gene Ontology annotation, biological process: positive regulation of DNA-templated transcription.
GGGCGGGGCCAGCCGGGAACGCGUUCCCAGGGCGGGGCCGCGCUGGAUGUGGCGUCACUGCCGUCACCGGGUCAGGGGCGGGGCCGGCGGGGCAAAGAUGGCGCUGAACAGGAACCACUCUCGGGAGGGCGGUGUCGUCAUCCCCAAUGCCGAGAGUGUCCUCAAACAGUGCAAAGAUGUGGAGCUCUCCUUCAGUGACGUGACAGGCAAGCCUGAAAUCUUCAAAGGCACCAAAAAAGGAAUGCUGUAUCUCACCCCUUACAGGAUGAUCUUUGUGUCCAAGGGCAAGGAUCCUAUGCUGUCCUUCAUGAUGCCAUUCUAUUUGGUGAAAGGAUGCUCCAUCGAGCAGCCCGUUUUCUCUGCCAAUUACAUCAAAGGGCAGAUCCAGGCCGAGGCCGGAGGUGGCUGGGAAGGGCAGGGGACAUUUAAACUGACGUUCAACAGUGGAGGAGCCAUUGAGUUUGGACAGCUGAUGUUGAAAGCUGCUUCUAGUGCUUCCAGUGGGGUUCCUCUGCAGAGCCCUGGCUAUGGAUACACCCCUGUUCCUGGAGGAUACGCCCCUGUCCCUGGGGGCUACGCGGCCCCUCCGCCCCCGAACGGACCUUACCCAUAUGCACCGCCUGCCUACGGACCUGCUCCACAGCCCAUGGGCUAUCCCUACGCCCAGACUCCAGGUAUUUACCCACCACUUCCAAACAUGAACCCCAUGUACAUGCCGCCCCCACCACCUUACUCUGGGGCGCCUCUUGCAGGACCCUCAGCACCCUCAGCUCCCCCAGCCUUGGUGAACCCAGGAAUGCCAGGAGGCAGUAAGGCCAUGGAAGCGGCUUCCAGUGCAUACUACAACCCCGCCAACCCACACAACGUGUACAUGCCCAUGGAUCUGCCACCUCCUUAUGCACCUCCUGAGGAUAAGAAGAACAACUAGCAGAAGGAAAUUGCAGCCAGCCUCCCACAUUCUCUCUCCCUGAAGACAACUUGGCUGUUAAUACCCCUCAAAUUAGCAUAUCUCUAGAUCUCUGUUUCUUUACAAUAGAUGUAGUGCUGGGCAGCUGAGCACCUGCCCUUAUUAAACAUUGAGUCAGUGGCAAUACAAGGCAGGACAACAGCACUUUCCUACUUGCUUUAUCUCAUGGGGUCAAAGGACUAACCUUUUGCCCUGCCAUUGGCUUGAGGAGAGAGAUGGACUUAUUAAACUGUAUCACAUUGUUAAUCUAGGACUAAAAUGUGAAGGCUCUGGGAUCUUGUUGGAGUAAAACAACUUGGAAUGCCAAACUUGACUUCUAAAGCACCAUCCAGGAGGAAAGGUGUAGAGAGCUAUGAGGUUCCCUGCAUAGAUCCUCCGGUGACCUAGAAAGGUGUUAAAUGUCCUUAAAUUCUAGGACGGUUCAGUGUGAGAUGGGAAUGGAAAUGCUGUAUUGUGUUGGAAGUGUGUGGCAUUCUGGACUAACAGUUGAGGGGUCAUGACCUUGGGAAGUGCAUUCAAAGAGAUGCUGAAGCAUUUGGCUACGAAAGAGGGAAGGGGAUGGUUCCCAUCAACUUGUCUUUGUAUCCAUUGAAUAGAGAAGCAAACAAAGGUGUGCCUCAGGGCAGUGAGCUCAUAGACUGGCAGGCCUGAGGAUCAUUCUGUCUUUUCCCCUGUCCGAGCAGGCCGCAUAUCUGUGCAAUGAUCCUGUGUCAGGCAGCCUAAUGCUGCACAGGAGGCUGCCAGCCUUGGAGCAAAAUAUGUUACAUAGGCAGAUGACCUGGCAGUAGCCUUGUCAGGAGACGAGUCCUGCAGCCCUGGCUCCCUCUGCCGAGCAAACUUGUGCUGUGUGCUACCUCCACAGGGGAAAACUGGCCUUCAUCUUUUCCUUCAGCUGCUAGAGCCAGGCUGUGUGCCCACAUCUGAGCAGCAUGGGCAGGUGGGCACUGUAAUGCCACAGCUGGUUGCUUACAGGUGCAGUGCCCUUGCCUGGGAGCUGCUGUCUGGGUGGGAGUUACCAAUGCUUGGCUCUCUUGCUGAGACUCUGGCUGCUCAGCCACAAUCUCUCCUUUUUCCUUAGGACAUAGUGCAGUUAAACCUGCUCUGAAGAGAGUCUCUAGUCUGGUGGAGAUCCCUGUGAUCCUUUACAUAUAGGGUGAUUGUACUUCUUCCUACAGCCUCCCUACCUUCACAAGGAGGGGGAAGGAGUGUUUUCCCUCUUCCCUGUAUGGCAGGGCUCUCCUGCAAGUCAGGUUUGCACAACUUAAAAGUAUGAAUUCCUAAAGCAGUUACACGUUGGUUUCCUCAUCUAUAAACACUUUUUCUGACUUAUAGAUAUUCUAACAACUCUGUAUUUAAAAAAAAAAAAUCAACCAUGAAUGUUUGUAACUUUUUGAAUUGCACUUUAAUACAGGAGUGUUGAUACCUUUAUCUGCCA